Messenger RNA from Striga hermonthica, 446 nucleotides. NCBI's taxonomy places the organism in Eukaryota, Viridiplantae, Streptophyta, Magnoliopsida, Lamiales, Orobanchaceae. The record is from the annotation of a GenBank genome assembly.
AUGAUAAACGUAAAUGAUCCGCGCGAGUACUUGAUUCUCGAUGUCGACUAUGGGGGAAGCAUUCCGGAGAUUGUCAACGGCAUUGAGAGACGGUACACGAAGACGAUGCCUUUCCUCACGUCAAUCGACAUCUCCCGAAACAGGCUGCACGGGCAAAUACCCGAAACAUUUCACCUCAACUUGUCGUAUAACAACUUGACGGGCCGAAUACCGACCGGGAGCCAGCUGGCGACUGUUGGCCCAUCUGCUUACGAAGGCAACGAGGGGCUGUGUGGGGAGCCACUCGCGAGGAGGUGCCCCGGCGGACUAACCGGUGAGGAUGUUGCGGGCACGGAAAAGGAUGAUGGUGAUUCGUUGUUUCCGUGGUUUUACGCAGGGAUUGGGCCAGGCUUCUUGGUGGGCUUCAUUGUGGUUUGUGCGGUUUUGAGUUUUGUCAGGUCUUUCAG